UGGUGUAUUGUAACUUUGUGUAUUGUUAUACCGCGCGGAAAAUCUGAAACACUGAAAAAAGGUAGAAGAGAAAUCUAAAGUACAGCUUAGAGUGAAAAAAGGAGCUUUACGAGCACAAAAAAGCACCUAAAAAUGCUUUCAAAGGGGUAGUUUGAAAUGCUAGCCUACGUCUCUCUGAGCGGCACGCCGGGAGACGGCUGAAAGGGCUGACAUUUCAGACUAGUUUCGAGCUAGUUUUUAAACUGUUUGGUGAUCGAGAGGAGUGUCAUCUUAAGAAAAUCUAUUGCAUCAGUCCAAAGAGCCCAAGUGCGUCUACAAAGGUAACAUAGCCUAUCAUUACGUUUCCGGUAAUUCCCCGAAACUGUGAAUGCAUCAGAUUAAAACAUAACAUUUUUAAGAACUUACCAUAUUAUAAUUUCUACCUCCUCGACCGUGACUCGUGUGUGUUCAUAAGAAGGCAGUCUCAAAGGGCUGUUUAGAAGAAACCCUAUUUUUAUGGUUCCCUUAACAGUCCCGAAGCAGCAAUCCUUGCCUGCGUUGUUCUCGAAUGAGGAAGUGGUGAAUUGAAACAUUCAGCGACUGAUGGCUUAUCGUAUGCAAAGUAAGAAACAGUUAAAAUAACACACAUGUUGUUGUUUUUAAUUUUAACAGUCUUGGAAAAUCUCGUUGGCAAACUGUGUAGCACAAUGUUUUUUUUAUCUCGAAAACACACAACUUCUCUUAAUGCGGGCAAGCUAGCGCAGGUACAAUUAAAAAAUCUUACUGUUUUUAGAUGUAGGCGUUAGCCAGGCGAGUAUCUGUUGCGAAUUAUUCAGUUUUAUUUUCAAUUGUCAUAUAACAAGAAAUAAGAUCAAAUAGCCUACGGUAGAAAAAAAAAAUUUUAGUUUGUUUUCUCAUCAGUCCCAGUGUUUCGUCUGUUUUUACUCAGCUUGUAUUUCAUGGCUUUAUCAGUACGUGCUUCUCUUUAAGUGUAUUGUUGAUGUCAUUAACACAUUGCGUUGGAACAUUUUAGAUACGGUUUCAAGAACAGUAACGUGUGCCUGUUUCUUCGAAACGUUAUUACGUCCUGUACUUGCACAUUAUUUCACGCACAAGUACGAACUAAGUGUUCUUGACACCACUCAGAAUAGCUCAGAAUUUACAACAAUUUCCUAAAAACUGACCCAUCUCUUGGUGGACCGAUGAAUUAUUUCGAUAAACAUACGCUUCUAUAUCGCCGUUUAUAAGACUACAUACGCGAAUGUGGCAUUGGACCUAUAAAACUCGCCAUUAAUCGCUCAGAAAACGGCCUUGCAAUUAAAAAACGGGUCUUAAAACAUUCUGAAGGGUUUAUUCAUUUGGAUUUCUGGGUUCUGAUUUCGAACCCUGUUCAUUUGUAGCUUGUUUUGUCACCUAAGAAGCCCGGAAGCUGACUUUUGAUUCGAAACAAAAGCUUAAGGAAUGCAGGCUUUUCAGUGGUCAAUUAGUCAACCGAUAUUUUGCUGAGCGAAACGGAUUGCGUGUGUUUGUUAUUUUAAAUUCUUUGUCUCAAAUCCCGUGGCAUGACGAUUACUACAUAUAUUUUUAUCAGGUGGUGUGAUGUCGAUCAAGCAAGGCGUGCCCGAAGAUCAUGAACUUCUCAGUCUUGCUGGGGACAUGUUAGUGAUCUGGAAAAAACUUGGUUUGGCUUUGGGUUUGCAAAAUUCACAGUUAGAUGAAAUCGAAGCAGAUAACUUGAAAGGAGUGGAUAGGAGUUAUGCUAUGCUAAGAAAAUGGAAGGAAUCACGUGGCUCUGAAGCCAGUUAUGAACGACUUGCUGAAGGACUUGAUCACAAAGCAGUCAGUAGGCGUGACUUAAUAGAGGCAUACUGCCGAGAUAAAGGUUAGUGUUGAGGAUGCGCAAGUAACACCUUUUUAGCUUGCGCCCGUUGCCACAUUCGCUCGAUCCGCCGCGCAAACCAAAAGACCCAAAAGGAUUGCAGCUCUGGAAACGAGAAUGCAGUUGCCAUGCAGCGCCGUAGCAAACCAAAACUCGCCUCGGUAAAAUUUUGACCCAAAAUUUUUAUUUUACAUAUCAUCGGAUAUUUUUAACUCAUGAUAUUACAAAGAAACAGUCAAUAUACUAUGAAAAAAUUACCACAUCAUCCAUCUCAAGGGUUACGUACGUUAACUCAAAUUUUUUUUGAACAAAUACUGAUCAAAACCAUUGUUAACGGUCACCAGAUUAUGGCUUGUUUCUGAUUAUUGUUAACUCGAAAAAAAGUUACCGAAAGGCCCAGAAAACGCUGCAAAUCGCAUUUCCGUAAAGUUCAAAAUUUCUCGGAACCCCCUAGCAACUCCCGCCUGCCUCGGUUGGCCGUUUGGUCUGGCUACGGCCAUGUUGAGACUACGCAGGAAUGCACUUUUGGAAGCCUUGGAAGAGUAACUGCAUGUGAUAUCUCAAUAAACCUGAUGAAGACUGGUAUUGGCCAAUCGAAAUAUAGCAACUUAACUCUAUUUCACGUUGUUUGAUCAGUCCCUGAAAAAGUCGUCUUGACUGUAACGUUUUCAAUUUUAUAUAUUUUGACUGAUCUUUUUGGAUCCGACGUUGAGCAAGAUUGUUCGUACACGGUUUUUGCGGUGUUUUUUUUUACCUUAACUAAACAUUGUUUUCAAUUUCUCUUAGGGUGGCUGUAAUACCCAGGAGAAAUGAAAAACAUAGGUUAUGCAAAAUUUUGGGGGGCAAAUAAGCUGGAACUGUUUGAAUGCAGAGGUCCACGCAACGCGUAAAUAUAACUCACUGGUUCCUCUUGCCGGAUCUCUAAUUAAAGAGAUGCUGUAGCCAGAAGUCACUUAAAGUGUAAAAUGAAACAAAACUGAAUGCAGGGCUGACACUACGGCAAAGGGCUGAUUUAUUAUAGGCCAAUAUUUCGGCUAACAAAAUUAGCCUUCCUCAUGAAGGGCAAGAACUAUACCGAGAACUAUACCGAGGUGCAUUAUAGGAGAUGUGCAAAUGGCGAAUAAAACUGGCGCAAAUUCCCAACAGUCCCGUGUUGCAAUUCGACACAACACCGACCCAGUCUCACGCGUAACUUCCAAAUGACAGAGCUCUAAAGUUCUUCCAAGGCUUCCAUAACUGAACUCGUCCCCAGUCGUCACUCGGGCGGUUAACCUUAAACUCAGGUUGAGAUAAGAUGAGAAACAGCAAAGAAUUGAAAUAAGCGACUUGAGUUUUCUGGAUGUUAAACUAAAAGCGCUAGACAAGUUUGAAACGCAUUCCCAUUUAUCCCACAGAGGCUGAGUUGCAACGAAAAACGUCUGAACUAAGCGUUUCUUGUAAUGAUGAAACUGAUGGUGUCUUAAAAGGUAAGCCCUAGCUUGUUUGUCCACUUAUCAGAAAUUAACUAUCAUCUGAAUAAUAUAGUGCUUUUCAGUGCCUAGUCUUGGUGAAACCUGGGGUUGGUCUCCUUUGAUAUUGCGUCACUUUCGGUUUUCGGUAGAUGUCGGCGGCUUGCGCAUAGACUUAAAAGCUUUUCUCUAUUUGAAUACAUCUUGAAGUUUGCCUCUUAUUUGAAAAAACGGAAGUGACAAGCUUAAGAACCAAUAGGAUCCAAUAGAGCUUGCAAAACUAACCAAAAGUUGUAAGCCAAAUUGUACUGUCGCGUUCGUUUGCAAACUGAUUCGUCGAUUAAACAAAUUGACAAGACAUGCACAGCUGCAUUCAAGAACAAACUUGAACAAAGAACAUUGGAACUAAAUUUCCCCAAGAAAGCUCGCGCCUCGUACUCUCUUGAUUCCGCUUUGAAUCGGAGGACUGUAAUAUUUUAGAAAAAGAAAUGAUAGAAAUGCCUUUAUUUUCUUCAACCUAAGUCCUAGGGAUUAUAAGCGCUUUAUACCAUCAGCAGGGAUUGGUCCUAGGCAUUCAAGGCAUGGGUAAAACCCGGGAAACGACCGAACAGUAACAACAACAACAACAACUGACUGUCAGGCCCAAUUCAAACGUCGAACUUCAAGUUCAUGUACCGAACCUAAUCCUUUUAAUCAAGUACAUGAAAAGCUCGAAGUUUGAAUAAAUAAGUCCGACAUAUCCAAUGUGGAUCGACCCAUGAAUUAAUCGUCGAACUUUUUCGAUAUUUUAACUGGUAAGCUAAGUAUUGCCCGGUGCAUAUCGUGAAAAUGAAUUGAGUCCGUCUAUUUAAGUUAGACGUUUGAAUCAACCGUCGAAACUUGUAUCAGUUUGGGUCGACCGUACCUAAAUAGGUCUGGUUCGGCACAUGCAAAGUUCGACGUUUGAACUUGGCCUGAUCACUCUUUGAAAUUAAAAAUUUUUUAUAAGAUAUUUUGUUUUCUUUCUUUUAAAAAAUAGGUCCGCCUUCCGUUGAGAUUUUACCUGGUAAGCCGUUUCAUGCGACUCAAAGACGAGGAGGCGAAAUAGAAAAGAUUCAGCAAGCCUUUAGUCAGUUGCGACACGAUGCGACGGAAAGUUCGCUAGUAUCAGCAGUGUAUGUGAAAGGCCCUCCAGGGUGUGGUAAGACACAACUGGUAAGACAGUUUGGUAAAGAGUACAUGAAGGUGAGCGCAGGUUGCGGUGGGCAGUCACCAAGGAGAAUUGUCGCCACGUUGGAUGCGCGGACGCCAGAGUCGCUUUUGGAAUCGUAUAAGGAACUACACGAAAAAUUGGAAAUGUCAAAGGAGAGUGAAGAAAGAGGAAGUCUGAAUGAACGAAUCAAGACUUAUUCGAAUGAGAUUAAAAACCACCUUUGUAAAAGCUCUACUGUCUGGCUGUUAAUCAUUGAUAAUCUAACAGUCAAUGAUCCUCUUAGAGAAUUCUGGCCAACGCCUGAAGAAAACAGCCCGUGGGGAGAAGGGUUAGUAUUGGUAACAACACAGGAUAGCGAUCUGGUACCCAAAUCCCACGCAUACGCCAAAGUUGUGGGUUUAGAUAAAGGAAUGGAGCAGAGUGACGCGAAGAAAUUGUUAAGCGCCAUUUCUGGGAUGGAGGCAGAUGAGGACGCCAUAAAAGUCGCACAGUUGCUGGGCUUUUACCCUCUGUCUCUUGCUUGUGCAGCAGUCUAUGUAAAGCAGAUGCGAGAAGAUCGGCCGUUCUCUAAGUUUUCCUGGAAAAACUACCUAGCCAAUCUCAAAAAAUACUUUGCGUACCUUGAUUAUUCCGACUUUACACGUCAUAGUCCAUGUUAUCCGCAAUCGAUGCUUCCAGCAGCCGAGUUUGCCGCCCGACGGAUGGCGGAAAAUAACGAAGUGCUCCGAGCUGCCUUCGUUUUUCUGUCUUAUUGCACCCUUCAACCCGUACCGCUGGACACCGUUGCAGAGUACGUCUUGUACGAGGCUGCUGCUUCCGGCGACCAUACCAUUAGGGUCCCAGAUGACGUUAAGGUUAAAAUAGCUCGAUGCUCUCUGCUGAUCUAUCCUGAGACGGGUGAAAGAGGAAUUGAGGUAGUUACCCUCCAUCAAGUCAUGCGAUUGGCAUUUGCACAAAUCAGGCGAAAACCGGACGAACAGACGAAAGAGAUGGAAGAAAUCGCCGAAGGGGAAAAGCGCCAACUGAAUGGGGUGCUUAAAAUAUUAAAUAAGGCGUACAAGAUUAGAAAAGGCGAUGUCUCCAAGGAGGCUAUAGCCACAAGAAUAAUUCUGUGCCCGCAUUUAAGGGAGUUUGUAGAAAAGGCGGAGAACUGCCAAUUUGUUGAAAUGAAUUUACUUGUACAAGCCUUAGUCUACCUUGCUGAUGGCCUGGUCCAUGUUGCCGGGGCGACGGACAAUAAUCGCGUUGCUCUACUUGAACGUGCUCACAAGAUAAAUAAACAGCUAUCUAUGACUGACAUCAGCGCAUGCGAAUUGCUGUGUGAUUUGGGAUAUACUUAUCGCGAAGCAGGGCAGCUAGACAGAGUUAUUCCUGUGUUAGAAGAGGCUAAUCAUCUCUGCACAGCGCAUACGGAACCAGAAUGGAUGAAAAUGAGAUCGAGGCUUUUAAAUAUCCUUGGGUUCACAUACCGUGAAAGCUUCCAGCUAGACCUCGCAAAAGAGUACAUGAAAAUGUGCGUUGAAGUGACCAGAAAGGCCUAUGGCGAGAAGCACGUGCAAGUGGUUGAGAGACUUUGUAAUCUUGGGAUAAUCUUGCACGAUCGCUGGGAAAAUGACGAAGCGAUAGAAGUGCUGGAAGAAGCCCAGAAGAUUAUUGAAGCUUGCGAUACCUCAAGAACGGAGCUGUUCAUCCGCGCGCAAGUUUUGAAUUAUACAGCUAAGGUUCAUCUUCGCUGGUAUCUCGGGCUGCGUUAUACGCAUCCUCGCGCAUGGAGCACCAAAAAGCACCUGGAAGAAUCGAACGCUCUCCACGAAGAAGCCGUAAAGAUUUACAAAGAACUUCAUGGAGAUCGGCACAAGUUCACAUUGGGAACUAUGAUGACCUACGGAACAGCGAAACUGCACUUAGGACAAGUUGACCAGGCUUACGAAAUGUGUCAUAACGCCGUCCAGGUCUGUCGAAGCUCAGGUCACAUUUCGUGGCCGCGCGCGGGUACAUGGCUCGCCGACGUUUUCCUCGUUAGAAAGGAGUACGCAAGUGCGAAAAGUUUUUUGGAAGAGCUCGUGAAAGUUCACGAGGACUUACACCUGGUUGUUAGUCCUGGUGCAUAUCAUCCUAAAGCGCUGCUAGCGGAAGCUUGCGUGCAUCUUGGAGAUGUGCAAUAUGGAAAAGACAUGUUGACACAAUGCCUUCGGGAGUGGGAAGAAAAAGGUAUGCACCCUGACCAUUAUUGGGUUGCUCGCGCGCGCGCUUUCCUGAGAUUGCAUGAGGAACAAAACACCGAUGAUGCUGUGCCAGAGUUGUAA
This is a messenger RNA of Porites lobata, 6804 nucleotides long. NCBI's taxonomy places the organism in Eukaryota, Metazoa, Cnidaria, Anthozoa, Scleractinia, Poritidae. The record is from the annotation of a GenBank genome assembly.